Molecule: messenger RNA, 1306 nt
Organism: Apaloderma vittatum (bar-tailed trogon)
Lineage: Eukaryota; Metazoa; Chordata; Aves; Trogoniformes; Trogonidae
Gene: XYLB
Product: xylulokinase homolog (H. influenzae)
Exons: 16
Biological process (GO): D-xylose metabolic process; xylulose metabolic process
Cellular component (GO): cytosol
Molecular function (GO): D-xylulokinase activity
Source: RefSeq, a predicted model, not a curated record
AUGGGCAUAAGUCACUUCAUUAAGGCUGUGCUGAACUUCGGGAGCUUGAGAAGACACAUCCAGCUGAAAGUCAUUGCUAUUGAUGAACAGCUGAGAGUCAUUUAUGAAGAUAAUGUUCACUUUGAUAAAGACCUUCCAGAAUUUAAUGGAGUGUUGACUCAAGGUGGAGUCUAUAUUCACAGUGACAGACUGACAGUCACUUCUCCUGUGCUAAUGUGGGUCAAGGCUCUGGAUAUGAUUUUGGAAAAGAUGAAGUCUUCGGGCUUUGACUUGUCUCAAGUCAGAGCUUUGUCUGGUGCUGGUCAGCAACAUGGGAGCGUGUACUGGAAAGAAGGAAGCAUCCAGACUUUAAAGAAUGCGUCUUCUGAACUGCCUUUGUAUCAGUCACUAAAGGGCUGUUUUUCUGUCAGCAGCAGCCCCAUCUGGAUGGAUUCUAGCACAACUUCCCAGUGCAGCGCUCUGGAGAAAGCCGUGGGGGGGGCGCAGCACCUAGCAACUAUCACUGGUUCUCGAGCCUAUGAGCGUUUUACAGGAAAUCAGAUCGCAAAGAUUUACAGCCAGAAUCCCGAGGUCUACAUGCAAACUGAGAGAAUCUCUUUGGUUAGUAGUUUUGCAGCUUCACUUUUCCUAGGAGCUUACGCACCCAUUGAUUACAGUGACGGUUCUGGCAUGAACUUGCUGCACAUUUGGGAAAAAGUGUGGUCAGUGUCCUGCCUUGAUGCUUGUGCUCCUGGAUUGGAGGAGAAACUGGGACGCCCUGUGCCAUCCCAUUCAGUCCUGGGGCCCAUUUCUCCAUAUUAUAGUCAGCGUUAUGGGUUUAGCCCAGACUGUAAAAUAGUAGCAUUUACAGGAGACAAUCCAGCAUCAUUGGCGGGGAUGAGACUCCAAGAAGGAGAUAUUGCAAUUAGCCUUGGCACAAGUGACACAUUGUUUCUGUGGAUCCAAGAACCAACUCCUGCCUUAGAAGGUCAUAUCCUCUGCAAUCCUGUUGAUUCUCAGACAUAUAUGGCACUUUUAUGUUUUAAAAACGGCUCUCUGAUGAGAGAGAGGAUCAGAGAUGACUGCGCUUCAGGCUCCUGGGAUGAAUUCUCCAAAGCCUUAUCAUCUACUGUUGCUGGAAACAAUGGAAACCUGGGUUUCUACUUUGAUGUGAUGGAAAUUACUCCUGAAGCAGUUGGGAUUCACAGAUUCAACAGAGACAACCAAAAGGUUUCAGGCUUUCCAAAGGAGGUGGAAAUACGAGCGUUGAUUGAAGGGCAGUUCAUGGCCAAGAGGAUUCACGCUGAAAAGCUGGGAUAUAAAGUCA